Messenger RNA from Miscanthus lutarioriparius, 762 nucleotides. The record is from the annotation of a GenBank genome assembly. NCBI's taxonomy places the organism in Eukaryota, Viridiplantae, Streptophyta, Magnoliopsida, Poales, Poaceae.
AUGGGGAAGAAGGGCAAGUGGUUCGGCGCCGUCAAGAAGGUCUUCAGCCCUGAAUCCAAGGAAAAGAAGGAGGAGCUCCUCCUCCUCCACCAGGCCGAGGAGGUCAGGAUCCCUGAAGCCGAGCAGGAGCAGAGCAAGCAUGUCACCGUGGAGGAGGCCCCUGCUGCCCCAGCACAGGCGUCGGUGCUGCCACCUGGUGUGCCAACCGAAGUGCUCGCUGCAAUCAAGAUCCAGACCGCCUUCCGAGGUUACCUGCGCACGGAUCGGUCGACGCACGAUGAGGUUGGUGGUAGGUGCGGAUUCGUCCUCAGGCACUUCUAUAGGGGGGGCCGCGGGAAGCCACCGCAUAGGGAGUCGUCGACCUCGGCGAGGUCGGAGAGGACGCCCCCAAGGAGCGACGGGGACGGCAGCGCGGCAGGGGUGCAGGGAUGGGGAGCGACACGCGCAGCGGUGGCUCACGGGAUUGGGGAGGAGAUCGGGAGCGCCUCCAUGUCGCGGGGCAAGGGUGAGGGGGCUUCUGUGGUGCGCGCAUGGAUCGAGCGAAGCGCAGCACGCCGAUCUGAGCAGCAGUUGCGCGGUGGCCGGGCGGAAGGGGAGGAGGGCGAUAGAAGGCCGUGGGCUCUGGGCUGGGCGUCGUGCGCGACGGCGGUUCCGCCGCGGAGACAUGAUAGAGGGAGCGGGGCGGGGCGUUUAGCGUGGGGUGAUUACGGAGGGGGUGAAGCGAUUAGGACUAAUCAUAAGAUAACCUCCGGGUCUUUUUAG